Messenger RNA from Lacerta agilis (Sand lizard), 1247 nucleotides. Its product is annotated as gastrula zinc finger protein XlCGF52.1-like. Gene Ontology annotation, molecular function: RNA polymerase II cis-regulatory region sequence-specific DNA binding; DNA-binding transcription factor activity, RNA polymerase II-specific. Lineage: Eukaryota; Metazoa; Chordata; Lepidosauria; Squamata; Lacertidae. Bases 2 to 1234 code for a protein of 410 amino acids. The transcript is spliced from 2 exons. The record is from RefSeq and is a predicted model, not a curated record. Gene Ontology annotation, cellular component: nucleus. Gene Ontology annotation, biological process: central nervous system development; regulation of transcription by RNA polymerase II.
UAUGGAAGUCAUGGAGGAGAAUCAUGGGAUCGUGGCCUCUCUCAGUGGUGAUGAUUUGGAAAUUGAGAGCGAGGGCGCCCAUGACAGAAUCCACACAGUGGAGGAGCCAUUGCCACUCUUGGAGUGUGGCGAGAGCUUCAGUCACAGCUCCCAUUCGACUACCCACCAAAGAAAUGCUAUUGAGGAGAAACCCUCUCAGUUCUUUGAAUGGGGAGAAACCUUCUGUUGGAAUGAAAGCCUCACUUCACAGGAAAUAAUUCACACAGGGGAGGACCCACUGAGAUACUUGGAAUGUGGAAAUAGCUUCAGUAACAGUGCACAUCUCAUUUCGCAUCAAAUAACUCACAGCAGGGAGAAACCCUAUCAGUGGUUGGAAUGUAGGGAAAGCUUUAAUACAAGCACAACCUUCAGUAAACAUCAGAGAAUUCACAGGGGGGAGAAGCCAUUUCAAUGCCGAGAGUGUGGAAAGAGCUUCAGCCAGAGCACCCAUCUCACAGCCCAUCGAAUAAUUCAUACAGGGGAGAAACCCUAUCAGUGCUUCGAAUGUGGGCGGAGCUUCAAUCACAGGGCAAAUCUCACAGCCCAUCAAAGGAUUCACAGUGGUGAGAAACCCUAUCAGUGCUCAGAAUGUGGGAAGAGUUUCACUGUGAGGUCCGGUCUCACUUCCCACCAAAGAAUUCAUACUGGGGAGAAACCCUAUCAAUGUGUGAAUUGUGGGAAAAGCUUCAGCCAGAAGGCAAGUCUCAAUUCCCACCAAAGAAUUCACAGUGGUGAGAAACCCUAUCAGUGCUUGGAAUGUGGGAGGAGCUUUAGUCGGAAGCAAAGUCUCACUUCCCACCAAAGAAUUCACAGUGGUGAAAAACCCUAUCAGUGCUCGGAAUGUGGAAAGAGCUUCACUGUGAGCUGCAGUCUCACUUCCCACCAAAGAAUUCACAGUGGCGAGAAAGCCUAUCGGAGCUUGGAAUAUGGAAAGAGCUUCAGUAAAAGCGCCCAUCUCACUACCCAUCAAAGCAUACCGGGAAUAAACCCUAUCAAUGAAUGGAUUGUGGAAAGAGUUUCCUCCAGAGAGCCGAUCUCACUUCCCACCAAAGAAUUCACACAGGCAAGAAACCAUAUCAGUGCUUGGAAUGUGGAAAGACCUUUAGUCACCAUGCCAAUCUCGUGGCACACCAAAGAGUUCGCUGUUGUGAGAAACCUUAUCAGUGCUCAGAAUGUGGGAAGAGCUUCACUGUGAACUUCAGUCUCAC